This is a messenger RNA of Racocetra persica, 1779 nucleotides long. The record is from the annotation of a GenBank genome assembly. NCBI's taxonomy places the organism in Eukaryota, Fungi, Glomeromycota, Glomeromycetes, Diversisporales, Gigasporaceae.
GGAAUAAUGCUUGCCCGUCAACUGUCAAAAACGCCGCAAGGAGGGUAUAUACACGUAACUAUGCACAAGUGCUCUCCAUUAGUAGUAAGAAGGUUCCUAUGUCCAAAUUUGAACCUGACAAGUACAUAAAUUAUCAGAGAAUUGAAGAUAAUCUGGCCAUUGUGAAAAAAAGGUUUCAACGUCCAUUGACCCUUUCUGAGAAGAUAGUUUACGGCCAUUUAGAUGAUGCUGCUGGACAAGAUAUUGUCCGUGGAACUUCAUAUCUUAAAUUACGACCAGAUCGUGUCGCUUGUCAAGAUGCUACCGCUCAAAUGGCUCUUCUUCAGUUCAUGUCUGCUAAUAUGCCGGAAGUUGCUGCUCCGACAACCGUUCAUUGUGAUCACUUAAUUGAAGCUCAAGUUGGUGGUCCACAAGAUCUUGCGCGCGCAAAAGAGAUUAAUUCCGAAGUAUAUAAAUUUCUGUCUUCUGCUUCUGCUAAAUAUAAUAUUGGAUUUUGGCGUCCUGGCUCUGGUAUCAUUCAUCAGAUCAUUUUGGAAAAUUAUGCCUUUCCAGGUGGUCUAAUGAUAGGUACCGAUUCUCACACACCAAAUGCUGGUGGGUUGGGUAUGGUUGCUGUUGGUGUCGGCGGUGCAGAUGCCGUCGAUGUUAUGGCUGAUCUUCCUUGGGAAUUAAAAUGUCCAAAAGUUAUUGGUGUUAAAUUAACUGGUUCAAUGAGUGGAUGGACUGCUCCUAAAGAUGUUAUCCUGAAAGUUGCUGGUAUUUUGACUGUUAAAGGAGGUACUGGUGCUAUAAUUGAAUAUUUUGGUCCCGGUGUUGAAUCUUUAUCAUGUACGGGUAUGGCUACAGUCUGUAAUAUGGGUGCCGAAAUUGGUGCCACUACAUCUCUUUUCCCAUUUAACAAACGUAUGGGUGAUUUCCUUCGUGCUACUCAACGCGGUGAAAUUGCUGCUUAUGCCGAGUCAUUUGCUCACAAUUUACGCGCUGAUGAAGGUGCUGAAUAUGAUCAAUUAAUUGAGAUCAAUUUAUCUGAACUUGAGCCUCACAUUAAUGGUCCAUUUACACCGGAUCUUGCCACACCUGUAAGCAAAUUUAAGGAUGCUGUGAUAGAAAACGGGUGGCCAUCAGAACUUAAAGUUGGUUUGAUUGGUUCAUGCACUAAUUCUUCAUACGAAGAUAUGACUCGCUCCGCUUCUAUCGCUAAACAAGCUCUUGAUCAUGGACUUAAGGCCAAGUCUAUAUUCACUAUAACACCUGGUUCUGAACAAAUUCGAGCAACCAUUUCACGUGAUGGUCAGGAAAAAAUAUUAACUGAUGCCGGUGGUAUAGUUUUAGCAAAUGCAUGUGGCCCAUGCAUCGGUCAAUGGGAUCGUCAAGAUGUUAAGAAAGGCGAAAAGAAUUCAAUUGUUACUUCAUAUAACAGAAAUUUCACAGGUCGUAAUGAUGCCAAUCCUGCAACUCACGCCUUUGUUACUUCUCCUGACAUUGUCACUGCGAUGGUCUUUGCUGGUGAUCUACGUUUCAACCCUCUUUCUGAUACUCUUAUUGGUGCUGAUGGAAAACCAUUCAAAUUUGAUGGUCCUAAUGGUACCGAGCUCCCUCCUCGAGGGUAUGAUCCUGGUGAAGAUACAUAUCAAUAUCCUCCAAAAGAUCAUGUUUCAGUUCAAGUACAAGUAGAUCCCAAAAGCAGUCGACUUCAAUUAUUGCAACCAUUUUCUAAAUGGUCUGGUAAGGAUAUAGAACAGGCACAAAUUUUAAUUAAAGUUAAGGGCAAGUCUUAUA